GAUGAUGCAGAUGCUACAGCGGACACCUCAAACCAGGAAAUGAACAGUGCUGCACCUUUUCUCAAAAGUGAAGCCUCCAGUUCCUCGUUGCUCCCUGAAAAUAGACAGUUCAAUCUUGAAGUCUCAUCUUUAAAUAUUCCAGUUGAUCAAAUGAAAAUGAUUCAAAACAUUAACACAUUAAUUUCCGAGUUAGCAUUGGAGAAGGAAGAGUUGAUGCAAGCAUUGCUUGCUGAAUCAUCUGAAAGUUUCACGCUGAAGUGAAAUGAAAUCUUAGAUGUCAAUAUUGGUGCUAAUCGGCAUACACUUGCAAAUUCUGAACACCUUGGAGACAAGCCGACAACUUCGGUGGAAGUUUGGGUUGAUGUGACCAGUUGUGAGAAGCAGCUUUUGGAACUGCUUGAUGUAGUGAAUUGCUAUUUAGAGUAUUGUGUAUUGUUGUUAGAUUUGCUACUAGUUGUUAAUUUGUAUUGAUGCUUAAAGCUGUUAAUUUGUAUUGAUGCUUAAAGCUGUUAAUUUUUAUUGGU
Molecule: messenger RNA, 524 nt
Organism: Camellia sinensis
Lineage: Eukaryota; Viridiplantae; Streptophyta; Magnoliopsida; Ericales; Theaceae
Source: RefSeq, a predicted model, not a curated record